Phycomyces blakesleeanus NRRL 1555(-) is the source of this 1362-nucleotide messenger RNA. RefSeq lists its product as hypothetical. The transcript has 2 exons. The coding region runs from base 1 to 1362 and encodes 453 amino acids. The record is from RefSeq and is a predicted model, not a curated record. Gene Ontology annotation, molecular function: phosphatidylinositol binding. NCBI's taxonomy places the organism in Eukaryota, Fungi, Mucoromycota, Mucoromycetes, Mucorales, Phycomycetaceae.
AUGACCCUUCUUCAUCCUUCCCACAAAAAGUCGGUUGCCUCCGGUAUUCGCCUCGCGCCUUCCAUAGAAAGAGCACAGGUAGUGGACAUAGAACAUCGUCCAGGCCAUCAGACUUGGUACAGUAUUCAGGUCGUCCCUCAGAAAAUCACUGUUCGGUCUACUCCCGGUUGUGCCGAUUCCACAACCCGUAGUACAUACAUAAUCACUCGUCGUUACGAAGACUUUCGUCAAUUCGUCCAACGACUUUAUCAAGAGAUUGGUGUCGAACGUACCCUUAUCGCGACUAUCUUACCAGCUCGCUUCCAAACUCCUCUUCCUGCAAAAACUUGUUUUGUAAAACCAGCCACUCUCCCAAAACUUAAACGACGAAUUCAAUGGCUCCCCAACAAAUACACACCAGAAGACCGUCGAAUUGAACUAAAUGCAUUUCUUGUCAGUCUCUUUACUCUCCCACCGUCAAUGACCCAUUCUCUUGCUGAGAUUCAACAGCAGCAGGAGAUCCUCAAUCGAUCAUCUUUUGUACAAAAACGUAGUCGACUUCGAUCUCACACAGUAUCCAUGCGGCGAAACACUCUCCGCCAUUCCGUCCUCUGUCGAUCCCUGUCGCAGCCUGAUCUCCGCUAUGUCUGGUUGCCAUCUUCUCGUCUAAGCACUCGAGUUCCGUCUCCACAAUCCACCUCUUUACCAGAUCCUCCUCGCCCAGUCUUGACUUCGGUUGCACGCUGGCGUACUCUCGGCGCCCGCUCCUUCCGAAAGAAAUCCCCCCCUAGUCUCUUGUCAUUUUACACAAAUGCAACCCUGAGUCUGCCUUGGUCUACUCGUGAUCACACCCUUUUGUUGGAAAAUUCUCACUAUGCUAACCACGACUUUGCUGAUGAUGCCACCGAUAUUGACCCCGAUAUUGACCUUAAUGUGAGCAUUGACAUACAUGUCGCUCCUCCUACAUCGAAAGAGACAUCAGCUGAAAUGUCUACAUCAAGCAACAAUAAUGUCGAAAUAGAAGCAAAUACUUCAGAAAAUUUAAUGGCUCCAAAGACACCUGUAAACACAUUUCUUCGGCUCAAGGUUAUUCGUGAUUUGGAUAAUAUUGUAGUAAUUCAGGUCCAAAGAUACACUUCUUUAGCUACAGUCAGAGAAAGAAUUGUGCAAAAGCUUCUGACUAGUGAUGGAGUAUGGGAAGACGAUGAUUGGGUGUUGGUCUAUAAUCAUGAUCGAUCUUCGGCUUCGAGUUAUUUUGACAAAAAUAUUGGCAAAAGGCUCACCUGGGUAGUAACCGAGAAUGAUUGGCAACUGGCAAUGGCCACUCUUUGGAACAAUAUGGAUAAAGUUACCUUGCGAUGUAUACAUGGACAGAAACUUUGA